AUGUCGACAACUGCUCGAUCAGUGCAGCUCACCCAGCGCGAGCAGCAGCUCCGCCUCCUGCUCGUCAACGUCGCCCAGUUCAUCGAUUCGACGGCCAAGCUCAAUCAGCCGGUCGUCCUGCGAUGGGCGGGAGGCUGGGUGCGCGACAGGCUGCUCGGCAUCGAGAGCCACGACAUCGACGUCGCCAUCAAUGCCAUGACCGGGCAGCAGUUUGCGCAGCAUCUCUCAGAGUACUGCAAGCGGCCCGAAGCCGUCGAGACGCACGGCUUCCUGCCCGGAGACGUCGGGAGGCUUCACCACAUUGCGAGCAACCCGGACAAGUCCAAGCACCUCGAGACCGCCAUGGUCAAGCUGUUUGGCAUGGACCUGGACUUUGUCAACCUGCGCAAGGAGACGUACGCCGAGGAUAGUCGCAACCCGCAGAUGGAGUUUGGCACGCCGGAGGAAGAUGCGCUUCGGCGCGAUGCCACCAUCAACGCCCUGUUUUAUAACCUGCACACGGAGGAGGUGGAGGAUUUCACUGGCGGCAUUCGAGACUUGGAUGCCAAAGUUAUACGGACUCCCAUGGAGCCUUUCCAGACAUUCAUGGAUGACCCCCUGAGAGUACUUCGCCUAAUUCGGUUCGCUUCUCGGUUGGGUUUUGCCAUAGAUGCGGAAUCAGAAAAGUUCAUGAACGACGAGAGAGUCCUGGAAGCACUACGGAAGAAGAUUAGCCGCGAAAGAGUUGGCGUCGAGCUGGAAAAGAUGCUGAAAGUGGCUCUGGAACUACUGGAUCGCCUCGGCCUCUACCAGGCCAUUUUCAGCGACCCGCUGCAGGAAAACGUAGAGAUGCCUGACAUAACCCGAUGGCACGUUGCGUACACCUGCCUCGACGAGCUGCUGCGGAAUCAAGAACCGGGGUCGAUAGGCCAGGUCCUCAUCGAUGACGCCGACAGCACGUAUCUGGCAUGGAAUCUCGCCGCCGUCAGCCCCUGGAUCCCCGUGGAGGAUCGCUCUGGGCGCAAGCAAAAGGCGAAUGCCCUCCCUCCUGUCGGCGUCAUUGCUCGCGAAGGCUUCAAGGCUUCCAACAAGCUCACCACCGUCAUGGCGGCCUGCCACAAGCAUCGCGCGGAGAUUCUUGCACUGAAAAAUGCAGUGUGCGAUUCUGCGCCGACGAUACACGAGCGGGACACGGUCGGCAUGGCCAUCAGGAAGUGGGACGCAGGCAGUGGACACUGGAAGCUGCAGGUAUUGGGGGUGAUUCUGGUGGAUGCCAUGGAGCAGCUUGACAAGUUUCCCGCAGAGGAUCGCGACGAGUUUCUCCAGGGGUGGGACAAGUUCCUCAAGCAUCUGGCUGAGCUGGACGUCUACGACGCUCCGAAUCUCAAGCGCCUCAUUGACGGCCGCGCUCUGGCCAAGGCCCUAGGCAUCCCACCUGGCACUUGGAUGGGCAAAGCUUUGGAGAUAUGCACGGCUUGGCAGCUGAGAAAUCCAGGUGAAACAGAUCCCGAGGGGGCUAUACAGGCAGUAAGAGACAAGGCCGACGAACUCGGCAUACGCCCAACAACAUGA
Molecule: messenger RNA, 1551 nt
Organism: Trichoderma reesei QM6a
Lineage: Eukaryota; Fungi; Ascomycota; Sordariomycetes; Hypocreales; Hypocreaceae
Exons: 3
Coding region: 1-1551 (516 amino acids)
Biological process (GO): tRNA 3'-terminal CCA addition
Molecular function (GO): ATP:3'-cytidine-cytidine-tRNA adenylyltransferase activity; RNA binding
Source: RefSeq, a predicted model, not a curated record